UUAUUAUGUUCUUGUAUUGUUUGUUUGCAGCGCCUAUGGGAAACCAGAUUUGGAGAUGAAUCCUUCAGCCUCGAGCUGGCAAACUGUAACUGAAAACGUGGGUGUUUCCGCCAUGCACAUGCAGUUGAUGACAAACAACAGGGUUGUCUGGUAUGACGCCAUUAAUCUUGGUCGCUCCGCACUGAUGCAGAAUCCUAAGUGGUGCAGAAAAGAUGAUAAGGGCCGUGAAGACUGCUGGGCUCAUGGCGUUACCUAUGAUCUCGACACCGCUAAAGUUGUCAAGACACUCAAGUUGAGCCUGAAUACAUGGUGCUCGUCGGGAGGGCUGUCGAGCACCGGAAAAUUGAUAAGCACCGGAGGCUACGACAAAGGUUUUCGAGGAAUUAGAAUCCUGGAACCCUGCGAUUUAUGCGAUUUCAAGGAAGAUGUUGGACUUUCUGCAAACAGAUGGUAUGCUUCUCAACAAGUCUUGGAAAAUGGUGAUUUUAUCGUGGUGGGAGGAAGAAAAUCUCACAACUAUGAAAUUGUCCCGCCAGAUCAGCUUAAAUUCCCGAACAAACAAUUUCCGCUUCGGCUGCUCGAGGAAACCACCGACGGCUUUCUGAGAAUAAUUUGUAUCCAUUUGUGUACCUCCUCCCCGACGGCAAUGUCUUCCUCUUCGCCAACGAUCGCUCCAUUAUUUUCAACCCUAGAACCGGAAAGACGAUUCGGGAGCUUCCUAAGCUGCCAGGGGGUCCCGGAACUACCCGGCCUCGGGCAAUCCGCGCUUCUUCCUCUCAAACUCACCAAAGCGAAUGAUUUUGUGAAGGCGGAGGUUUUGGUUUGCGGCGGCAAUACACACGAAGCCUUCAAGGUCACGGAGCAUCCGCCGAGGCAAUUUCCGCCGGCGUUAAAGGAUUGCGGCAGGAUUGUUGCGAAUCAGGAAGGGGCCAAGUGGGAAAUUGAGGAGAUGCCGUCGGGGAGGGUUAUGGGAGAUAUGUUGAUUCUCCCCGAUGGGAAUGUCCUCAUAAUUAAUGGCGCGAAAACCGGGACCUCUGGUUGGGACGGGGCGGAGGAAACCAAAUUUCACUCCGGUGCUUUACAGCCCGGAUAA
This is a messenger RNA of Ipomoea nil (Japanese morning glory), 1093 nucleotides long. Its product is annotated as aldehyde oxidase GLOX1-like. The record is from RefSeq and is a predicted model, not a curated record. The transcript is spliced from 3 exons. Bases 56 to 1093 code for a protein of 345 amino acids. NCBI's taxonomy places the organism in Eukaryota, Viridiplantae, Streptophyta, Magnoliopsida, Solanales, Convolvulaceae.